AUGAACGUCCGUUCACUAAACAUCCAGUUCUCUGGCCUGGCUCGAAGUGCCUACUUUUUCGACUCGUCUUCCCUCUUUGAACAUGCCCAGCCUUGUCUCCCAUGUGACAAGUUCAGUUACAGUUGCGACCUAAUCGACAAACGGAUACCUAUCCUCUCAACAAACUCCAAAGAACCCCGCAUCCUCCCCGCCGGUCAAUACACCUUCCCAUUCUCCAUGCCGCUCCCCGAGUCCCUCCCCUCCGUCCUAACAACCGACUCUGUCAACAUCAACUACCAACUCACCGCGAGCCUCCAACCAGUCUCCUUCCUCCCCUUUGCUCAACCCUACCAAACCACCAAGCCUGUUAUUCUUCUGAGAGUAAAUGAUGUUCCUGAGGAUAGCUUUUAUCGUUCGAGGCAAGUCCAGUUUGCAUCGAAGCGGACGGAUCGUAUGCAGGGCGAGGUGCGGGUCCCCCAUAGGGUGCUGCCCAGUAGUGGGACUGUUUCUUUGAACCUGCAUCUGAACCUUCGUGGGAACUUGACGAGUGUUUCCAAGGUGGCGAUCGAACUCUGGGAGAGGGCUUUUCGACUGCAGGAUCAGCCAGCAGGAACCGACGGCAGCAAUAGUCCAACAACUUCGAGAGUACAGGUGAAUGAGCGACGAGUGAGUUGUCAGAGCUGCCAAAUCUCGGACUGGCCAAGCUGUUCGUCUACAGGAGAGACCAUCGAGGUCUCGAAAACGCUAUUGUUCAAGGUGCCCCAGAUGCCCCUCGAUGUCUGGGCUGACGAACCCGAUCGUAUAGUUCCCACCGACCGUCGAUCUUCCCUGCCCAAGGGAUACUGUAACAUCUCGGGCGUGUAUUCGUUAGUCGGCCUGGAGAUUCAGCACUUGUUGCGAGUGGUGGUGUUCGUUGAAGGACAGUUAGUGAGCGAGUCGUCGACGAAGGCGACUUUUCCUGUAGACGAUACUGCACAUGGCGAGGCACGAGUUCAUAUUCUGGGAUUGCAGGAACAACAGCCACAAGGUGAGGAUGAAACAGAGUUGCCGAGCUAUCAUCGCUCGUUUACGACAAUGGUGGUGAAUGGGGCUCGAUUGGCUGAGAUGGAUCGCAGGUCGUUUGAGGCGCUACAGGAUUUCGAGAUGCUCAUGACUCGUUCGCCGUCGUUGGAUACCGCAGCUUCAAGGGCGACAAUGGCCGCAGUUUCAGCAACAGAUUCAGAGCAAGCAGGCAAUGAGACAGUGGCGGUGGCGGUGCACCCGCCAUGCUACGAGGAGAGCAUCCGGUCGUCGUUCACGUCGUCGAGGGAAGUUGUGUCUGCAGAGUGGACGCGGGGGGCAAGUCUUGACCAGCGGAGUCUUCAUGACAGUCUGUGGGAGAGCAACAGUGGUCGCCCAAGUACCAGUACUGAUACCUAUGCCCGGGACCUAGCUAGUUACACUGAGCGAUACUCUCAUGCUACGCCUCUUUCUAGCGAGUCGUCAGUCGACCAGCGUUGA
Molecule: messenger RNA, 1479 nt
Organism: Linnemannia hyalina
Lineage: Eukaryota; Fungi; Mortierellomycota; Mortierellomycetes; Mortierellales; Mortierellaceae
Source: the annotation of a GenBank genome assembly